This is a messenger RNA of Xenopus laevis (African clawed frog), 847 nucleotides long. It is a transcript of the gene hesx1.L, whose product is annotated as HESX homeobox 1 L homeolog. The record is from RefSeq and is marked provisional. Gene Ontology annotation, biological process: regulation of transcription by RNA polymerase II; pituitary gland development; forebrain development. Gene Ontology annotation, cellular component: nucleus. Gene Ontology annotation, molecular function: DNA-binding transcription repressor activity, RNA polymerase II-specific; RNA polymerase II cis-regulatory region sequence-specific DNA binding; DNA-binding transcription factor activity, RNA polymerase II-specific. NCBI's taxonomy places the organism in Eukaryota, Metazoa, Chordata, Amphibia, Anura, Pipidae.
GACAAAGUCUCAGUUGAGUCUCACCAGCCUCACCAUGUCUCCUGCUCUUCAGAAAGGAUCCAGUCUGAUGGAAAACAGAUCUCCACCAUCUUCAUUUUCCAUCGAACAUAUUUUAGGAUUAGACAAGAAGACGGAUGUGGCUUCAUCAGCCAUUAUUAAGCACUACCGGCCAUGGAUUGAGUGCAGCAGCAAGGGAGUAGUCGAUGGCACCUUUUGGCAAAUCCCGGUGAUCGCUUGUGAUCUCCCCAUACAAGUUCACGCCGUGCACCGAUCCGAGGAAGAGGAGACUAAGAUCAGACUGGAGAAGUGUUUCGGAGAUGAGGACAGACUGACCUAUAAGAGAGAACUGAGCUGGUAUAGGGGGCGCCGACCACGAACAGCUUUCACUAGGAGCCAGAUUGAAAUAUUGGAGAAUGUGUUCCGAGUGAAUUCCUAUCCAGGUAUUGAUGUCAGAGAGGAGCUGGCCAGCAAAUUAGCUCUGGAUGAGGACAGGAUCCAGAUCUGGUUUCAAAAUCGCCGUGCAAAACUCAAAAGGUCUCACCGGGAAUCCCAGUUCCUGAUAGUUAAAGACUCGCUAUCAUCAAAGAUACAGGAAUGAGGAUCUCCAUGUCUCUUUGCUGUGAUAUUAUUAUAUAAAAGCAAUGGGAAUAUAUAAAGUGACCGGUCGCUGUUUGGCAGCUGCGCUCCUGAUAGAGCCUUGGACCUCUGUGGUUUCCACUCUCUAUUUUAUUCUGUGUAUUUGUCUAAGAUAUGUAAAUAUUUGCUUGUGUAAUAUAACUGUGAAACAAUGAUGCACUUUCUGUAAAUAGCCUGUUUUUAUCAACAAUAAUAAAUAUUUUGAACUAUC